Molecule: messenger RNA, 1224 nt
Organism: Megalops cyprinoides (Indo-Pacific tarpon)
Lineage: Eukaryota; Metazoa; Chordata; Actinopteri; Elopiformes; Megalopidae
Gene: hes4
Product: hairy-related 9
Exons: 4
Coding region: 242-1117 (291 amino acids)
Biological process (GO): regulation of neurogenesis; anterior/posterior pattern specification; regulation of transcription by RNA polymerase II
Cellular component (GO): nucleus
Molecular function (GO): RNA polymerase II cis-regulatory region sequence-specific DNA binding; DNA-binding transcription factor activity, RNA polymerase II-specific; protein dimerization activity
Source: RefSeq, a predicted model, not a curated record
GCGGUUUAGCAUUACGCGCACUCGUGUACACAUGACAGAUCAGAGCAUCUAAGUGAUAUAGCUGAUCAGUGGCACCAGCACGCUCUUUGGGUCGCAGCCGAUUCCCUCUCUUUCGCUCUCAGUUCUUAAGGUAUAGGGGACAACCAACUUUCAACUGAAACUUGUCAGUAUUCACUGGCACCUCAAGAAGGAUAUACUUUUAUACGUUAUUUGAAAAAUCGAAGGAAAUACUAUAGUUACGAUGCCAGCUGAUACCAUGGAGAAACCUACGGCAUCCCCAAUUGCAGGUGCCCCUGCUUGUGGAACUCACACUCCGGACAAACCAAAAAAUGCCAGUGAGCACAGAAAGUCUUCCAAGCCAAUCAUGGAGAAGCGUCGGCGAGCAAGGAUUAACGAAAGUCUGGGGCAACUCAAAACUCUUAUACUGGAUGCACUCAAGAAAGACAGUUCCAGACACUCGAAGUUGGAGAAAGCUGAUAUUUUGGAGAUGACUGUAAAACACUUGCGGAAUUUGCAGCGCGUACAGAUGACUGCAGCAAUGACAGCCGACACGACGGUCCUGAGUAAAUAUCGGGCAGGAUUCAACGAGUGCAUGAACGAAGUGACUCGCUUCCUGUCCACCUGCGAAGGCGUGAAUACAGAGGUCAGGUCCCGGCUUCUUACCCACCUGUCUGGCUGCUUGGGACAGAUGAUCGCCAUGAACUACCCGCAACCAUCGCCGGCGCAACAGGCUCAGAUCGCGCAGCCCCUGCACGUGCAGUUGCCUUCCACGCUGCCCAUCAACGGCGUUCCAAUGCCUUGCAAGCUGAGUCCCGCCGAGGCGGUGUCGCCAAAAGUCUACGGGGGGUUCCAGCUUGUGCCUGCCACCGACGGACAGUUCGCCUUCCUCAUCCCCAAUCCGGCCUUCGCGUCUGCUACCACUCCCGUUAUCCCCCUCUACGCCAACACAAGUGUGCCAGUCGCCGUAAACGCAAGCCCUGUCCACACCAGCCCUGCACCCACAGUGGCUUCUCCAGUUCAGGGCAUGACUUCGUUCCCCAGCGUCUCCCAGGCCGUCAGCCCAAUGAGUGUCAGUGCUGGAUCGGACAGCAGCGAGUCAGUCUGGCGGCCUUGGUAGAUGUGGGGAAAACAUACAGACUUAAAACAACAUUUAACUUUUUUCAUUAAGAAGAAAAAGAACUAUAACGUUCCGUUUUAAGGAACAUUGUGUCUCUUCUGCUGGAA